This is a messenger RNA of Magallana angulata, 1319 nucleotides long. Its product is annotated as glutamate-gated chloride channel alpha-like. The record is from RefSeq and is a predicted model, not a curated record. Gene Ontology annotation, biological process: chemical synaptic transmission; chloride transmembrane transport; nervous system process. The transcript is spliced from 8 exons. Lineage: Eukaryota; Metazoa; Mollusca; Bivalvia; Ostreida; Ostreidae. Gene Ontology annotation, cellular component: synapse; membrane; neuron projection. Gene Ontology annotation, molecular function: chloride channel activity; transmembrane signaling receptor activity; neurotransmitter receptor activity. Bases 94 to 1230 code for a protein of 378 amino acids.
AUUGAGGCACUGCGAAUGGAUUCAAUUUGAAUGAACUUUAAAUACUGGUUUUGCAGAAGGCCGUUAUUCAUAUAAGCGGACGCACCCGACAUCAUGUCCAUUUCUUUAUACCUAGCUUGUUCUAUUUCCUCCACAGUGUUUGGAAUUCUCGCUGCUUUGCCAAGUUGGGACCAACUAGAAGCAAACUUGUCUCGCGUUGACUAUGACCUACCUCCUUGGAUACACACAGGUCAAGUUACACAGGUCAGGACCCAGCUUCUAUUCACAUACAUCCAGUCUGCAACCCUUACGGAGCUUGCCACGUCAUUUCAUUUGAUUCAGCAAUGGGAGGACGUUCGUCUGCAAUACGACGCCAGUUCCAUCAUUUUCGCGGGGAAAUACGUUUUGGUGGACCAGGAUAAAUACGCAACGAUAUGGACGCCCGAUAGCUACAUCAGCAACGCCAUAUCUGAAGUUCAGCACAGCGUAACCAAACCCAAUGUAUUCAUACGCAUCUAUCCUAACGGAACUUUAGUCAAAAGUACAAGACUGACAGUUCGAACACCAUGCCCUCUGACGUCACAAGGUUUUCCUCGUGGUUCUCAGUCUUGCGAAAUUACAAUUGAAAGCUACACCUAUUCAGCAUCGGAGAUGAGCAUGGUUUGGGACCAACAGAACCCUUUUAGAUACAAGCACCCGUUUUCCGCCAGUAGUUCGAGUGUAACAAAUAUAAAAGAAGGCAGCUGUACAGACCCAACACAAGAGUACCCUUGUUUAAAAUACAAUGUGGGGAUAGUGAGGGACUUCAGCCAAUACAUAUUACGUAUCUACGUCCCUAGCUUGUCCGUCGUCAUCUUGGGAUGGCUGAGUAUGUGGAUUGACAAGGGUCAAGUCGGCGCGCGCACCAGUCUGGGCGUGUUAGGUGUUCUCACCAUAGUAACACAACUGGUGGGCGUGGUUUCUCUAGGAAACGGACUAGAGGGGGUGCUGGCCAUUGACAUUUGGAUUGCAGUUUGCAUGGUUUUCACCAUUAUGGCACUUUGCGUCUUUGCCGUUGUGCAUAACAUGAAACGGAGGAAGGAUAAGUCCAAAAACAAAUAUAAGGAGAAUUCUGGAACUGAAGAAGGUGAUGAACAUUCUUGUUGUAAAAUACAACACGGAAAAUUACAGAAUAUAUUUAGAGUGGUCUACCCUUUUCUUUUCAUAACCUUUAAUGUUGUAUAUUGGGCCUACUUCUUAAACGUGAAUUAAGAAGAGCAUUUAUGACUGUAUUCAAAAUAAAAACUAACAAAAUUGUACUUGUAGUAUAUAUUUAUAAUAAAUAUCAAUAUAGCUUGUCA